Molecule: messenger RNA, 891 nt
Organism: Mucor mucedo
Lineage: Eukaryota; Fungi; Mucoromycota; Mucoromycetes; Mucorales; Mucoraceae
Exons: 5
Coding region: 1-891 (296 amino acids)
Source: RefSeq, a predicted model, not a curated record
AUGUGUGUUGUCUACUGUGAGACGUGUCCUUCUUCACCAGCUAUUCUACGAUUCAAUGAAAAUUUUGAAAGUUCAUCAGCUAGACUUACAUUUCUUAUGCAUGUCCAACGUACCGUAUCCUAUUUUCACUUAACAUUGUGUCCACGUUUAGGAUGUGUAGCGGUAGUUACAUUAGCUUUUUUUAUAGCAGUAUCUCUGGUGAGAGUUCCGGUUGCUGUUGAUAAAACCAUCCGGAUUUUUGUGGUAUUUAACAUACUUGUGAGAUCUUUUGUGUUUAUAGUGAAUAAGACAAUUCAGAAGCAGGACGCCUUAAAGAGAGCUUUCUUCGGACUUACUGCUAACUUUAAAAAUAUUUGCCCCAUCACGCAUUUCUUAAAACUUAAUACGAAAAAGACAAAAGAGAAAGAGAUGGUAGAGAACGAAAGUGAACAGUCCAGUCUAACAGAAAGCUCUUGUUUGAGUGAGAAAGAAGAUGAAACAGUGAAAAAUGCCGCUUACAAGCUGAAUGAUAAUAAUGUGACUCAAUUUAAGCAAACCAUACUUUCUAAUCCUGCUCGCCACAUAUACUGGAUAACAGGAUACUUACUCAGUUUAUCUAUAUCUGGCAAGGACACUAUUGAUUAUGAAGACGUGGGGAAUGUUGUUCUACUGAAAGUUAUUGGUAGAUUUAGUGGUUGUUAUCUUCUAUUGCAAAGUGUAUUUACAUAUAUAUUUCUAUGGUAUAGGGUACAGCGUAGUUGCAUAUCUAUACUAGUGCUCGAAACUAUCGAUUGCGUAUCAUUCGAACAGGCGCAUAUUCGCACCAAAACCGAAAGGUUGGAACGCUACUCCAUACGAACAAGAUGCAGUGGUUUUUAUGUUGCUUUUGAAGUUUAUGCUAUCGCCGUUUAA